Molecule: messenger RNA, 721 nt
Organism: Armigeres subalbatus
Lineage: Eukaryota; Metazoa; Arthropoda; Insecta; Diptera; Culicidae
Product: roundabout homolog 1-like
Exons: 3
Molecular function (GO): protein binding
Source: RefSeq, a predicted model, not a curated record
GUACGAUUCUAACCCGCAAACCAAACCUCUAUGAUUUAUGUUUUCAGAUUUGCAAGUUCAGGACAGUGGCUGGUAUCGGUGCGUUGCACGAGUUGGACAAACGAUAGCAUCGUCCGCCUGGAGUGCAUACUUGACGGUCGAAGAUAAUCUCCCCACCUCGCAACAGCGCAUCUUCAACGGCGAGCUUCUCCCAGCAGCGCUCGGCUCGCCGAAAGCCCUCAACAUCACAAACAGUAACGUUACCCUGGCCUGGCCAAUUCGCAGCACCAGUGGCCCUCUGCUCACCUACACAAUCGAGCAGUACGGUCUGGACGAUUCCGACAACCUUCCUCCAACGUCAUCGCAAACGGCUGGCGGUUGGCAGAUUGCCCUUCGUCAACUGGCUGGCAACACUGCCACCGUCACCGGACUGCGACCGGAUACGUCCUACCUCUUCGUAGUCCGAGCCGAAAAUGCGUACGGCUGCUCGGGGCCAUCUGCCGUUUCGGUGCCGAUUCGCACGCUGUCAUCCGACGACCGGGUGACAGUACCCGCCGAGAUGGAAAGCGCCCGGAACGUACUGAGUGGAAAGAUUUUGGAACUGAUUGACAUUAUCCCGCUAUCAUCGACGUCGGUUCGACUGGAAUGGCUGUUGCACGUGAGCACGUCUGAGCAGUUCGUCGAGGGAUUUUAUGUUCGCUAUCGGGAACUGGACUCGCACUCGCAACGCUACUCAAUGCUU